AUGCCUCAGUGUGCAUUCUUUUGCGACCGCACCCCGGGCUGCACCAGUUAUAACAUAGAGAACACCGCGGAAACCCAUAAACAGUGUGAGUUGAGUGCCUACGCAGACACUGACGUCGGCGCUGCAAUUGUCACCGAUAACAACUACGACUUCUAUACGAAAGUAAACAGCGGACUAUGCCCUGCAGACUUCGUGGAAUUCCGUGGAAAUUGUUACUACAUUGAGACACUCAACACGAAGACUUGGCUAGAGGCACGUGACCACUGCAUCAGCAUGGGAGCCGACCUCGUCAGUCUGGAAUCACCGGGAGAAACCGAUUUUUUGACGCCUCAACUUUACGCAAUCUGGUGGACCGGUGGCAACGACAUCGCAGUGGACACGCAGUGGGUGUGGGUUGCUACAGGAAGACAGGUGUGA
Molecule: messenger RNA, 417 nt
Organism: Priapulus caudatus
Lineage: Eukaryota; Metazoa; Priapulida; Priapulimorpha; Priapulimorphida; Priapulidae
Product: CD209 antigen-like protein A
Exons: 3
Coding region: 1-417 (138 amino acids)
Biological process (GO): biological process involved in interspecies interaction between organisms
Cellular component (GO): external side of plasma membrane
Molecular function (GO): carbohydrate binding
Source: RefSeq, a predicted model, not a curated record